Messenger RNA from Nanorana parkeri, 580 nucleotides. It is a transcript of the gene DUSP23, whose product is annotated as dual specificity phosphatase 23. The transcript has 3 exons. Gene Ontology annotation, biological process: protein dephosphorylation; cilium assembly. Gene Ontology annotation, molecular function: protein tyrosine/serine/threonine phosphatase activity. The record is from RefSeq and is a predicted model, not a curated record. Lineage: Eukaryota; Metazoa; Chordata; Amphibia; Anura; Dicroglossidae. The coding region runs from base 98 to 553 and encodes 151 amino acids.
AGCGGGCUCUUGUCAGUCGGUCCCUGGGCGGUGCGUUGUGACAUCAGAGGGGGAUCUGGAGCUACAUUGUUGCAGAGUCAGCUCCAGAGACCCAGCGAUGCCCCCGGUGCCACCUCACAACUUCUCCUGGGUGGAGCCGGGGCUCUUGGCUGGCAUGGCGUUGCCGCGUCUCCCGGCACACUACGAGUACCUGUACGAACACGGCAUCCGGCACCUGGUGACCCUGACGGAGCGCAAACCGCCGCACCACGACACCUGCCCCGUAAUCACCCUCCACCGGAUCCGCAUCGUGGACUUCUGCCCACCCAGCCAGGAGCAGAUCAGAACCUUCCUCAAGAUCGUGGACGAUGCCAAGGCCAAAGGAGAGGCGGUUGGAGUGCAUUGCAUGCAUGGCUUCGGACGGACCGGCACCAUGUUGGCGUGCUAUCUGGUGAAGACGAGGAAGAUCACCGGUGUGGACGCCAUCAAUGAGAUCCGACAGAUUCGCCGCGGAUCCAUAGAGACCACCGAGCAGGAGAAAUCAGUUAUACAGUUUCAUCAUCACAUCAAAUAAUGACAGAACCGGAACCGCCGACCCAAC